Molecule: messenger RNA, 258 nt
Organism: Bipolaris victoriae FI3
Lineage: Eukaryota; Fungi; Ascomycota; Dothideomycetes; Pleosporales; Pleosporaceae
Exons: 2
Coding region: 1-258 (85 amino acids)
Source: RefSeq, a predicted model, not a curated record
AUGGCUUGCUGGUGCUUGUGCGCCUCCUGCAUGGAGCUGCAUCGUGGCACGAAGAUCACACAAGUGGCCAAGUCUGGGCCCUCUUUGUUCGACCACGCUGGUGACGACAUUGCAUACAAAAUACCUGUGCCGGUUGUGUCCGCGCCCCUAUCGUCAGACUUUCGUACCUACCGCUCCACUGCCGUCGGUGACGCUGCGAACAGGCGCACCCAGGUACAUGCACCUCAAAGGAUCAAGGUUUCGUACGAGAUCGGCUGA